UGGUAUAUAACCGAACAUAGAUUCAAGCGUUUUAUAAACAACGAUCAAAUAAUAAACAUGUCGCAACAAAUUGAUAUCAGCCAGCUUCCCAUUUCUCAAUUGAACGCUCUAGCUCAGCAAUUUGGAGAGGAGAUCGAGUUCUUUUCUAAUUCCUUGAAUCAGUUGAAGUUGGCUCAGAACAAAUAUGUAGAAUCUCAAGAGAGCCUGAACAAAGUGUCUCCUCAGAGCAAAGACAAAGAAAUCCUGGUUCCACUUACAAGCUCUAUGUAUGUUCCUGGGCAGCUCUCAGAUGUGGACAGUGUGCUAAUUGAUAUUGGCACUGGAUACUAUGUGGACAUGAGUGUUGACAAUGCCAAGGACUACUUCAAGCGUCGCAUUGACUUCCUCACCAAACAGAUGGAGAAAAUACAGCCCAUUCUGCAGGAGAAAUACAAGAUGAAACAAAUUACCACAGAGAUUCUGCAACUCAAAAUCCAGCAGCAGAUGCAGGCCCAGGGUGUGGCACCUAAGACGUAACAAAUCCACUGCCAUUAAUAGACCAGUUUUCUGUACCUUUUAACAUUUUGAGACAUUAAAAAGAAUUCUCAUAUCUGA
This is a messenger RNA of Dreissena polymorpha, 594 nucleotides long. RefSeq names its product prefoldin subunit 5-like. Gene Ontology annotation, biological process: protein folding; regulation of DNA-templated transcription. The transcript is spliced from 5 exons. Gene Ontology annotation, cellular component: prefoldin complex; cytoplasm. Bases 58 to 516 code for a protein of 152 amino acids. Lineage: Eukaryota; Metazoa; Mollusca; Bivalvia; Myida; Dreissenidae. The record is from RefSeq and is a predicted model, not a curated record.